CAUAUACACAAAGAAGCAAAGGAAAGAAGCCAGCGCAAAGAAGCAAUCGAAAAGCACGUCACACCGACUUGUCGCAUUUAGAGGACACGAAACCCACUCUCCUCUCAUUCUACUAUUGCACUCUUCUUGUGUUUUCUUUUUAUCCAAUAAAGUUUUUCGGAAUUUAUCGGGCUCAUAGAACACUUCACCAACAACAAGUUUCUACACCGAUACAAACAGUCAAAUUUUCAGUCUCUGUUGAUUCAGGUUAACUUUUUAUUAACUGAAUCAACUUAGUUGAUGUGCAUUUGUCUUUGUCAUGAUAUUAAUUCUUCUGUUUUCGAAAGAAAAGAAACUUGGUAAUUGGAACUUGGAACUGUUCUAUCACGUGCAAGGUUUUUAGGCUUUAAGGAAGACAAAAAAACGCUACAUUGUUUUUUUGUUUCUUUUCAUUUCCUGUUAUUUUCACGAUGAGUUUCAUGAACGGUUCAUCACCUCACCGGAAUCCUCCACCGCCGCCGGAGAAUGAUAUUGAAGCUGGUCCGUUGUCUCGCCGGAAUUCUGAUGUUGAUGACGACGGUGAUGUCUUUGAUAUUGCUAGAACUAAGCAUGCUUCCAUUGAUCGACUUCGCCGCUGGAGACAAGCGGCGCUUGUGCUAAAUGCUUCCCGUCGAUUUCGUUAUACCUUGGACUUGAAGAAGGAAGAAGAGAAAAAACAAAUACUGAGAAAGAUUAGAGCGCAUGCUCAAGCCAUCAGAGCAGCAUAUCUUUUCAAGGCAGCUGGACGGGGACAAGGGCACGGACAAGUGCAAGGGCAAGUUACUGGGACUGACACUAUUAAACCUCCUCCAACCUCUACUGGUGAAUUUCCAAUUGGGCCAGAACAACUUGCUUCGAUUUCAAGGGAGCAUGAUACUGCUUCUCUGCAGCAAUAUGGAGGGGUUGCAGGGGUAUCAAAUUUAUUGAAAACCGAUUUAGAGAAGGGAAUUAAUGGUGAUGAUGCCGACUUACUAAGACGGAGGAAUGCGUUUGGUUCCAACAAUUACCCUCGAAAGAAAGGAAGAAGUUUUUUUAUGUUUAUGUGGGAUGCUUGCAAGGAUCUGACCUUGGUUAUUUUAAUGGUAGCGGCAGCAGCUUCAUUGGCACUGGGGAUCAAAUCUGAGGGUAUUAAGGAAGGGUGGUAUGAUGGGGGAAGUAUUGCUUUUGCGGUUAUUCUUGUCAUCGUCGUUACUGCUGUAAGCGACUACAAGCAGUCUCUUCAGUUUCGAGACCUAAAUGAAGAAAAGAGAAAUAUACACCUGGAGGUUAUUAGAGGUGGUAGAAGGGUUGAGAUCUCCAUAUAUGAUCUUGUUGUUGGGGAUGUUAUACCUCUUAAUAUUGGUAACCAGGUCCCUGCUGAUGGAGUUGUGAUUACUGGGCACUCUCUUUCGAUUGACGAGUCCAGCAUGACAGGGGAGAGCAAAAUUGUCCAUAAGGAUUCUAAGGAUCCCUUUAUGAUGUCUGGCUGUAAGGUGGCAGAUGGCAGUGGGACUAUGCUGGUCACGGGCGUGGGAAUUAAUACUGAAUGGGGCCUUCUAAUGGCUAGCAUUUCAGAAGAUACUGGUGAAGAAACACCUUUGCAGGUCCGCUUGAAUGGCGUAGCCACCUUUAUUGGUAUCGUUGGACUCAGUGUUGCUGUCCUUGUCCUGAUUGUGCUACUGGCCAGAUAUUUCUCUGGGCAUACAAGGAAUUCUGACGGGACAAAACAAUUUAUAGCAGGCAAGACUAAAGCUGGGCAUGCUAUUGAUGGAGCAAUUAAGAUAAUAACUGUUGCGGUCACCAUUGUAGUUGUUGCAGUGCCUGAGGGGCUCCCACUUGCAGUCACUCUAACACUGGCCUACUCAAUGCGAAAGAUGAUGGCGGAUAAAGCUUUGGUGAGGAGGCUUUCUGCCUGUGAGACAAUGGGCUCUGCUACAACCAUAUGUAGUGACAAGACUGGCACAUUAACGAUGAACCAGAUGACUGUGGUUGAGGUUUAUGCCGGGGGCAGCAAGGUUGAUCCUCCUCACGAGUUGGAGAGAUCUCCUAAGCUACGCACUCUACUCAUUGAAGGUGUUGCACAGAACACUAAUGGCAGCGUUUAUGUGCCUGAGGGUGCCAAUGACAUCGAGGUUUCAGGAUCACCAACAGAAAAGGCUAUUUUAAAUUGGGGCCUACAGGUUGGGAUGAAUUUUGUGACUGCUCGGUCAGAAUCGUCAAUUCUUCAUGUCUUUCCAUUCAACUCUGAGAAAAAGAGAGGCGGAGUUGCAAUACAGACGGCUGACUCUGAUGUUCAUAUACAUUGGAAAGGUGCUGCUGAAAUUGUUCUAGCCUGCUGUACAGGUUAUAUUGAUGCAAAUGAUCAGUUGGUGGAGAUUGAUGAGGAGAAGAUGACUUUUUUCAAGAAAGCUAUCGAAGAUAUGGCUUCUGAUAGUCUACGUUGUGUUGCCAUUGCGUAUAGACCAUACGAGAAGGAGAAAGUCCCAGAUAAUGAGGAACAACUUGCUGACUGGUCUUUGCCAGAAGAGGAACUUGUUUUACUAGCUAUUGUUGGUAUCAAGGAUCCUUGUCGACCUGGUGUCAAAAAUUCAGUACAGCUUUGCCAAAAAGCCGGGGUUAAGGUCAAGAUGGUCACUGGCGACAAUGUCAAAACUGCAAAAGCUAUUGCUCUGGAAUGUGGAAUACUGAGUUCACUUGCUGAUGUUACCGAGAGAAGUGUCAUUGAAGGAAAAACAUUCCGAGCCUUGUCAGAUUCCGAGAGAGAAGAGAUUGCGGAAUCGAUAUCGGUUAUGGGAAGGUCAUCUCCCAAUGAUAAACUGUUGUUGGUGCAAGCCUUAAGGAGGAAGGGCCAUGUUGUAGCUGUAACAGGGGAUGGCACAAAUGACGCCCCUGCACUUCAUGAGGCGGAUAUUGGUCUUGCAAUGGGUAUUGCUGGUACAGAAGUGGCGAAAGAGAGUUCGGAUAUCAUUAUCUUGGAUGACAACUUUGCUUCAGUUGUGAAGGUUGUCAGAUGGGGUCGGUCUGUUUAUGCGAAUAUUCAGAAAUUUAUCCAGUUUCAGUUGACAGUCAAUGUGGCGGCUCUUGUUAUAAAUGUGGUUGCUGCAGUUUCCUCUGGUGAUGUUCCACUGAACGCAGUGCAGCUUCUUUGGGUGAAUCUUAUCAUGGAUACUCUAGGAGCACUAGCUUUGGCAACUGAACCGCCAACUGACCACCUGAUGGACCGGUCUCCCGUGGGUCGAAGGGAACCUCUCAUAACAAAUAUUAUGUGGAGGAAUUUGCUGAUACAGGCAAUGUAUCAAGUUUCUGUCUUGCUUGUUCUCAAUUUCAGAGGUAUAAGCAUAUUGGGUCUGGAGCAUCAACCUACUGAACAUGCAAUCAAAGUAAAAAACACUUUGAUCUUCAAUGCAUUUGUUAUCUGUCAAAUCUUCAAUGAAUUUAAUGCGCGCAAGCCAGAUGAAUACAACAUUUUCAAAGGAGUUACUAGAAACUACCUCUUCAUGGGGAUAGUGGGAUUCACUGUCGUACUUCAGGUUAUCAUAGUUGAAUUUCUUGGGAAGUUCACUACAACCACCAGGCUUAAUUGGAAGCAGUGGCUUAUUUCUGUCGCUAUUGGAUUCAUUGGUUGGCCUCUUGCUGUGGUUGGGAAGUUGAUACCAGUACCAGCUACUCCCAUCAACAAUGUUUUCACUAAGCUUAAGCUUCGACGACAUAGGCAACCUGAGCCUUCUCAAUAGGGCUUGUUAUUCGUACAUAGGCAACCUGAGGCUUCUCAAUAGGCAUUGUGCUGCUGAAUUCAUAUCUCUUCUUCUCACUGAUGGAUUGUAAAGGGAAAUAGUUUACUACUACAAAAUACGUUUCUUUUGCUACUAGCCAACAAUUAACAUGCUAAUUUCAGGAGAAAUUUGGAUUGUUUUACACCUAGGCUCUAACAAACAUACGGAAAUUCAGCUAGUUUUGGUUUUUGUUGAUUGUGUAUUUGUUUGAAAUCAAUACUUUCACGAGUUUGGGUUCUGCUUGUUGAUACGGAAUCAGUAGAUAUUGGAUAUCACUUCAAAAUCGGUUUCUUGUUGAUUAUAUGUUUGGAUUUUGAUUGCUCCUGCUAUCCUUGAUUGUAAGGUUUUGUCUUCUUUUGUCGUUGAUUGAAUUGUUCAGUUUAUUAGUGGAAUCUGUAAUGAAGCUGUGAUGCUGUUCACGUUUUUGUUCAGGCUGCACUAACUAACUAUUUGGGAUUGACCCUUACUCUCUGUUGGUUUGCUAGCUUGAUAGAGAUGUCGAUUUAAGGAAAAAUGUAUAUGUAUAUUAUUUUGACCAAUUGCUUUCAAAGUAAA
Medicago truncatula (barrel medic) is the source of this 4325-nucleotide messenger RNA. RefSeq names its product calcium-transporting ATPase 8, plasma membrane-type. Gene Ontology annotation, molecular function: ATP hydrolysis activity; P-type calcium transporter activity; calmodulin binding. Bases 450 to 3731 code for a protein of 1093 amino acids. The transcript is spliced from 35 exons. Lineage: Eukaryota; Viridiplantae; Streptophyta; Magnoliopsida; Fabales; Fabaceae. The record is from RefSeq and is a predicted model, not a curated record. Gene Ontology annotation, cellular component: intracellular membrane-bounded organelle; plasma membrane. Gene Ontology annotation, biological process: calcium ion transmembrane transport.